AUGCGAGAGCCAGCAUUUUCAAAAGCCGAAGAAAACUUUGCCAAAUGUGCGAUUUUCGAGGGCAACAGACUCGAUGGCAGGAGCUACCUUGAGAUGCGCAAGUGUUCGAUUGAAUUUGGGCAGGAAUUCGGCACCUGUGUCGCUAGUAUAGGAAAUACACGAGCCCUAGCGCAUGUUUCUUGCUCUUUGGACAGGCCUAGUGAGGUUCGACCGUCAGAGGGAAAAAUUGUCUUCAAAGUUGAGCUGCCGCCCCUAGCAUCCCCCAGUUUUGAUCUAAAUAAGAAGUCUGCUUUUGCGAUUGACUUAAACCGGUUGUUAGAAAAGGCUAUUGUUCAAAGCCGUUGCAUUGAUAUCGAAGAACUGUGCGUGCGAGCUGGGGAACAAUGCUGGACCCUGCGAGUAGAAGUGACUGCGCUAAAUCACGAAGGAAACCUUUCCGAUGCUCUUUGUCUGGCUGCUAUGGGCGCUCUCAUGCAUUUCAAGCGACCAGAAGUGACUGUAGAUGGGCACGAUGUAAAAAUUCAUACUGCCGAUGAAAAAGAACCAACAAGAUUGACCCUUCAUCAUAAACCAUUCUGUGUUACGAUUGGAUAUAUUGAGGAUGAUCGAACAGAAUCGGAUGGAGAUAGACAAAAGAUUUUGGUCCUGGAUCCAGUGAGGCAGGAGGAACAAGUGUUGUCGGGAAUAAUUUCAAUAGCUAUCAACAAGCAUAGAGAGAUCUGCGCGAUGCGAGUCUCUGGUAAUCGCGAGUUGGAUAGCUCGCAAAUUCUUUCCUGUACCAAGAUUGCUGCAAAUAAGGUGAAGGAUCUGCAAGAGCUGAUAGAAACGGCAAUCAAAAAAGAUGACAAGCAACGAAAGAAGGGUCGUAUUCCAAGAGUGAAUUGUACUGUAAUGGACUCUUAUCUCGGCGAUCUUGGAGACAUAAGCGAUAUUUUGGAGCAGAUCAACAAUAUAAAAAUGGAAGCUCAGCCGGAAGUGGAAAUCGUUAAUGAAGUUGAACCCAUGAACGAGGAUGAAGAGGUACACGGUGACGAGGAAAUGGUCGAAAGUAAGCCAGAUGUGACUGAGGUUGAAGUGAUCACCCCGAAAACGGAGUCGAACUGGAGUGAGACGGAGAAAUGGUUCGACAACUCAGUUAUGCAAGCACAUGGGGAUGGAAUGCAAGUCCGCUACGAUCCAGGACUCACACAGAUGCGAAGAGAAAGAGACGCCCUUCAGUUGGAAUUGAAAUCACGAGAGACAAAAGAGAAGGAACUUGUCAAGAGAGUCCGCAGACUUGAGAAAAGACUCAAUGACGCGAUUGACCAAGAUCAAAUUGUGGAAAAGCUCAAAGCACAGGUUGCGAAAAGAGACAAGCGAUUCAAAGAUCUCAACGCGUAUCUGAAAAAGCUGCCUACAAUGGACGAGUUCCACCAAGUCACCUCCGAGCGCGAUCGUCUAGAAUGCGAGAAUAAAGAACUAACAGUCAACUUUCGUGAAAUCAAAGAGAAACUCGGACCGUACAUCGAAAAAGUCCAGACAAUGUCGACCGAAAAGCAUCAACUGGAGAAGGAAAUCCGCGAUCUUUAUCAAGCUAAAAGCGAGCUGGAAGACAAGCUUUGCUGCACGAAUGUGACGAGUAUAGAUAAUAAAGAAAACAACUCCCAAGAGAUUCUUGAAGAGAAAAUCGAGCAACAAAGGCUGAUAGAGACCAAUCUCAUGGCUAGACUCAAAAGAGAACGACAAGAAAGACACGAUGAGGUUCAAAAAUACGAGUCGGAGAUAAGUCAGCAGUCGAAGUCGCUCCAGCUGAUGAUGGACGCUCUGAAAGAGAAAAAUAAUGAAGUCGAAGUAUCAAAAGCUGAUAUAUACGAAAAAGACGCGCUGAUAGAAAAACUAAGGAGAGACAUUGAAACCUUGACGGGAAGCAAUUGUCCGGAAGCGAUCAAGGAAGAACUUACAAUCGCCAUCGAGGAACUUCAAUCUGUGAUCGACUUGACAGUUGAGCACGACGACUCCGACUCUGAAAUCAGCGAACUGCACAUGACAAUCCGCGAUCGCGAUCACAAAACUUUACCGAUGCUUAUGGACCAAAUUUCAGCAAUUCGAAAAACAAUCCUUGAUCUACACGCUUCCCACGCUACCGAAAAGUGUCAAGUUCAAUAG
Molecule: messenger RNA, 2145 nt
Organism: Oikopleura dioica
Lineage: Eukaryota; Metazoa; Chordata; Appendicularia; Copelata; Oikopleuridae
Source: the annotation of a GenBank genome assembly